CUCUCAGAUGGUUCCAUCAAGGGAACAGUUGUAAGUUUACAAGGGGGUACCCUUGUAUCCCAAGGGGGUAACCUUGUAUCCCAAGGGGGUAACCUUGUAUCCCAAGGGGGUAAUCUCGUAUCCCAAGGGGGCUCUUUGGUCUCCCAAGGGGGGACAAUUGUUCAGGGAGUGUCUGGUGUAGGAGGAGGCCAGGGGAUAAAAUUGAUGAACAGCGGGGGACAAGCAUUUAGAGUUGUAUCUGGGGGUAGACUAGUUGGAGAACAGAGUCCCAGGAAACCCAGUAGUCCUCUGAAACCUUUAGCUUUUAAACCAGAACAGGGUCAAGUUAUAAGAACCGCGGAUGGCCGACUUAUUGCUUUUACGGGUACUGGCAAAAAUCUAGUUUUAUCCAGCCCUAGCAAGCAAGCAUCAGAAGUUGUUGGUUUACAUGAUUUAGAAUCCUCCUCACCAACCACACAGAAGAUUCAAUAUGUUAGGGUUGUAAAUGCUCAAGGGGGAAGUCAAACAGUUCAAAUUAAAAUGCCGGAGAAGACGUCCCUGAACCUUCAGCAAGUGCAAGGCAUCAAGAGUGUAGUUCCUAGUAAUGGAUCAACAACCUCAACUACUUCAACAACACUAGACAACAGCAACUUCCAGACUAGCUUUAUGAAGGAGGUGGCACAAGCUAAAAAAGGUCAAUACGACAGUGUUUGGAGAGAAAUCCUGCAGCUUUUCAACCAAAGAUUGGGAAAAAUCCAGUAG
Eurytemora carolleeae is the source of this 741-nucleotide messenger RNA. RefSeq lists its product as uncharacterized. Bases 205 to 741 code for a protein of 178 amino acids. Lineage: Eukaryota; Metazoa; Arthropoda; Copepoda; Calanoida; Temoridae. The transcript is spliced from 8 exons. The record is from RefSeq and is a predicted model, not a curated record.